This is a messenger RNA of Trichoderma citrinoviride, 861 nucleotides long. RefSeq lists its product as hypothetical. Gene Ontology annotation, cellular component: peroxisomal membrane. The transcript is spliced from 2 exons. Lineage: Eukaryota; Fungi; Ascomycota; Sordariomycetes; Hypocreales; Hypocreaceae. Bases 1 to 861 code for a protein of 286 amino acids. The record is from RefSeq and is a predicted model, not a curated record. Gene Ontology annotation, biological process: peroxisome fission.
AUGGCCACUCUGCGGCAAUUCAUCGUCUUUGGGACAGACAGUGCCGGCCUCGAGCGUUCAUUACGCUUCGUCCAGGCCCUAGUCAUCCUCAUCGCCACAUACCCAACCGCUCAACUCGCCGCCCUGCUCCAUCGGACGUCGAUCAGCGCCAGAGUCCCGCCCUCAGCGUCAUUCUUGCAGCUGCAGUCCAGGAUCAACCUGACCAGACGCCUCCUGCGCCUCUUCCGGUUCCUGGAGCAGUUCAAGCUGGGCUGGGAUAUUUAUGCCUCUGGCGUGCUGGAUUUCGACACUUUCCUCGAUGUGGUCGGCAAAACGUGUCUGGGCAUCUUCGGCAUGCUCGAGUCCGUCACUCUGCUGGAACUGCUGGAGAUUGACCAGCUGGAGAUAUUCGGUCCCGAGCAGACUGCAAGCUUGAAUUAUCAAGCUCAAUAUUUCUGGCUCAUCGCUCUAUGCAUCUCUCUUUUUCGCUCGGGCACCAGGCUGUUGCACUUGCUAGGCAAUCGUAAAAUGAUCCCCGGUCCCUCGUCUAGCCGGGACGAAGGGGAGAAGGAGAACUCGCAAAAGGUGGGCGAGCAUCAAAAUGGAGGCGAGGUCUCUUCGUCGAGAAAUGGUGUUGCAACUCAUGUGAAGGGAACCGAGUAUUGUAUGGAAGCCAAGAGCGGAGCAACAGAGCCCGGCGAUGCUGUCUCUUCGUUGGUGAUGAAGAUCCUGGCCGACGCCCUGGACCUGCUCCUUCCGGCAACUGCUGUUGGGCUGGUCGAACUGGAUUCCGCGGCCAUUGCAAAAGCCAUGAUCAUCAGCACAGUAAUCACCGCCAACGAUGUAUGGGUCAGGUGCGGCAAGGAAAUGCAUCGUCGAUAA